Tripterygium wilfordii is the source of this 657-nucleotide messenger RNA. RefSeq lists its product as uncharacterized. Bases 1 to 657 code for a protein of 218 amino acids. NCBI's taxonomy places the organism in Eukaryota, Viridiplantae, Streptophyta, Magnoliopsida, Celastrales, Celastraceae. Gene Ontology annotation, cellular component: plasma membrane. The record is from RefSeq and is a predicted model, not a curated record. Gene Ontology annotation, molecular function: kinase inhibitor activity. The transcript has a single exon.
AUGGAAACUCCAAUGGAAAGCCACCGCCGGCAAAGAACCCGCUCCGGUGAAGCCUUCUCCUUCCCAAACAUUCCAAUUCAAGAUCCCGAUUUCGAGUUCGAAUCCCUAACACCAGACUCAACCUCAAGUAUUGAUCAAUACAAGACUAAUUCCCCUGCUGACCACCUUUUCUCCAAUGGACUUCUAUUGCCACACACUUACAAUUUUCCUAGUGAGUUACCAACACCGACAAUGCUUCACAUUUCGAGCACGAGCAGCCGGACAAGCAGCGUAAACAGCAAGGAUUCGCUUCUGUCGUCGAAGAGUAAUAGUACUAAUAGUAGUAGAAGCAGUUUUAGUGCCAGAACAAGCUCAAGUGAUGACAAUAAUCCAAGAGUUGCAAGCAGAACAUCAAGUGUUUCAUGUCAUGUUUAUGGAGCUUCACAAAGAUGGCAGAUUAUAGCACCAGUACUGCCGGUUUUGAAUCGCGAUUCAUCGCGAAAAAGGAGUAAAAAUGGAGCUAAUGAAGGGACAAGAGGAAAGAAACAAGAGAAUGAGAAGAGCAAAGAAGUGAAGCCAGGGAUUUGGAGGAGGUUUUUCAGGUAUUUUUUAGUGGCUUGUAGACAAUGCCAUGCGUUGGAACCUUCUUCUGUGAAGGAUGAUGAUGAUGUUUUGUAA